AUUACAGAGAUUGCACUAUUAAUAUAAAAGAACAUGUGUUAUGGUUUUAAGAAAAAACGAACGAAAUUAUUUACGAAAAUUUUAAUAAUGCGACCCGUUCUAAUUGUAUCGAUUAUCUGUGCCAUAUUAUUGGUAUCAGUUAGUGCCAAUAACCAGGAAAUCAGUGAUGACAAUACUAACGAAACAGGCGAUCCUUUAGAAAGCCUACAAGACGGACCUUGCGAAGAUGAUCUAAAUGAAAACCAAUCAACAAUUGAUAUUCAGAUUGAAUCAUUCACGACAGAAAUAUCACCAGAAUAUCCAGCUAAUAACGACACUCAAAAUAUAACUGAUAUCAGAUUGGAUACACCCGACAAGAACGGAGGAUUAACCGAUCUCGAAAAUAACGACGACGUAGUUGAAGAUACUACAAAUGAUGCUGCAACUACUGUAAACGAUUUAAAUGUUAAUUAUACAGAAAAUGAUGAUAUUACUGAAGAAUCAGUUAAUAACGAAACUUAUAACAAUAACGAUGCAAUAGAUGAUUCUAUUGAUGUUACUACAGAAACUAAUUUUAAGAAUGAUGCCGAUACAGAUUCAAUUGGUAACAAUGGAUUGACUAAUGAAGGAUUUGUCGAUAUUGUAACCUUAGUUUAUCAAAGAAGUGAUAAUACAGACGCAACAGAUUCUGGUGACGAUAUUAAAGUAACUGCUGGUGAUAAUAAUGAAGAUACAACUGAUGAAAGUGAAACUACUACAGUUGUUAAUGCAAGAAACGAUAUUGAAGCAAAAGAUAACGUACCUAUUGAUGGUAAUAGAGAUGAAAAUGUGAAUGACGACGAAGAAACUACCAAUACAGAUGUAACUAACUCUGAUGACGAUAUUAGUGCAACUAAUGGUGAUAAUAAUGAAGAUACAGCUGAUGAAAGUGAAACUACUACAGUUGAUUCUGUUGAUGUAACAAUUUUUGAUGCAAGAAACGACAUUAAAGCAGAUGAUAAAGUAUCUAAUGAUAAUAUUAACAACAAUAUAGAUAAUAAUGAAAAUAUUGCUAAUACAGAUACAACAGAUUCUGGUGACGAUAUUAAUGUUACUACUAGUGAUAAUAAUGAAGAUACAACUGAUGAAAGUGAAACUACUACAGUUGUUAAUGCAAGAAACGAUAUUGAAGCAAAAGAUAAUGUACCUAUUGAUGGUAAUAGAGAUGAAAAUGUGAAUGACGACGAAGAAACUACCAAUACAGAUGUAACUAACUCUGAUGACGAUAUUAGUGCAACUAAUGGUGAUAAUAAUGAAGAUACAGCUGAUGAAAGUGAAACUACUACAGUUGAUUCUGUUGAUGUAACAAUUUUUGAUGCAAGAAACGACAUUAAAGCAGAUGAUAAAGUAUCUAAUGAUAAUAUUAACAACAAUAUAGAUAAUAAUGAAAAUAUUGCUAAUACAGAUACAACAGAUUCUGGUGACGAUAUUAAUGUUACUACUAGUGAUAAUAAUGAAGAUACAACUGAUGAAAGUGAAACUACUACAGUUGUUAAUGCAAGAAACGAUAUUGAAGCAAAAGAUAACGUACCUAUUGAUGGUAAUAGAGAUGAAAAUGUGAAUGACGACGAAGAAACUACCAAUACAGAUGUAACUAACUCUGAUGACGAUAUUAGUGCAACUAAUGGUGAUAAUAAUGAAGAUACAGCUGAUGAAAGUGAAACUACUACAGUUGAUUCUGUUGAUGUAACAAUUUUUGAUGCAAGAAACGACAUUAAAGCAGAUGAUAAAGUAUCUAAUGAUAAUAUUAACAACAAUAUAGAUAAUAAUGAAAAUAUUGCUAAUACAGAUACAACAGAUUCUGGUGACGAUAUUAAUGUUACUACUAGUGAUAAUAAUGAAGAUACAACUGAUGAAAGUGAAACUACUACAGUUGUUAAUGCAAGAAACGAUAUUGAAGCAAAAGAUAACGUACCUAUUGAUGGUAAUAGAGAUGAAAAUGUGAAUGACGACGAAGAAACUACCAAUACAGAUGUAACUAACUCUGAUGACGAUAUUAGUGCAACUAAUGGUGAUAAUAAUGAAGAUACAGCUGAUGAAAGUGAAACUACUACAGUUGAUUCUGUUGAUGUAACAAUUUUUGAUGCAAGAAACGACAUUAAAGCAGAUGAUAAAGUAUCUAAUGAUAAUAUUAACAACAAUAUAGAUAAUAAUGAAAAUAUUGCUAAUACAGAUACAACAGAUUCUGGUGACGAUAUUAAUGUUACUACUAGUGAUAAUAAUGAAGAUACAACUGAUGAAAGUGAAACUACUACAGUUGUUAAUGCAAGAAACGAUAUUGAAGCAAAAGAUAACGUACCUAUUGAUGGUAAUAGAGAUGAAAAUGUGAAUGACGACGAAGAAACUACCAAUACAGAUGUAACUAACUCUGAUGACGAUAUUAGUGCAACUAAUGGUGAUAAUAAUGAAGAUACAGCUGAUGAAAGUGAAACUACUACAGUUGAUUCUGUUGAUGUAACAAUUUUUGAUGCAAGAAACGACAUUAAAGCAGAUGAUAAAGUAUCUAAUGAUAAUAUUAACAACAAUAUAGAUAAUAAUGAAAAUAUUGCUAAUACAGAUACAACAGAUUCUGGUGACGAUAUUAAUGUUACUACUAGUGAUAAUAAUGAAGAUACAACUGAUGAAAGUGAAACUACUACAGUUGUUAAUGCAAGAAACGAUAUUGAAGCAAAAGAUAACGUACCUAUUGAUGGUAAUAGAGAUGAAAAUGUGAAUGACGACGAAGAAACUACCAAUACAGAUGUAACUAACUCUGAUGACGAUAUUAGUGCAACUAAUGGUGAUAAUAAUGAAGAUACAGCUGAUGAAAGUGAAACUACUACAGUUGAUUCUGUUGAUGUAACAAUUUUUGAUGCAAGAAACGACAUUAAAGCAGAUGAUAAAGUAUCUAAUGAUGAUAUUAACAACAAUAUAGAUAAUAAUGAAAAUAUUGCUAAUACAGAUACAACAGAAUCCGGUGACGAUAUUAAUGUUACUACUAGUGAUAAUAAUGAAGAUACAACUGAUGAAAGUGAAGCUACUACAGUUGAUGUAACAAUUUCUGAUGUGAGAAACGAUAUUAAAGCAGAUGAUAAAGUAUCUAAUGAUGAUAUUAACAACAAUAUAGAUAAUAAUGAAUAUAUUGCUAAUACAGAUACAACAGAUUCCGGUGACGAUAUUAAUGUUACUAGUGGUGAUGAUAAUGAAGAUACAACUGAUGAAAGUGAAGCUACUACAGUUGAUGUAACAAUUUCUGAUGUGAGAAACGAUAUUAAAGCAGAUGAUAAAGUAUCUAAUGAUGAUAUUAACAACAAUAUAGAUAAUAAUGAAUAUAUUGCUAAUAUAGAUACAACAGAUUCCGGUGACGAUAUUAAUGUUACUAGUGGUGAUGAUAAUGAAGAUACAACUGAUGAAAGUGAAGCUACUACAGUUGAUGUUACAAUUUCUGAUGUAAGAAACGAUAUUAAAGCAGAUGAUAAAGUAUCUAAUGAUGAUAUUAACAACAAUAUAGAUAAUAAUGAAUAUAUUGCUAAUAUAGAUACAACAGAUUCCGGUGACGAUAUUAAUGUUACUAGUGGUGAUGAUAAUGAAGAUACAACUGAUGAAAGUGAAACUACUACAGUUGGUUUUGAUGCUAUUAUCACAAUUGUAGAUGCAGGAAAAGAUAAUAUGAAUGAUGUAGAUGACAAUUCUGCCAAGGGAUCUGAAAAUAGCGAAGAUACUAAGAAAACUACAAUUGGAGAAAACGCUGAUGGUAGUUUCAGUGUCAAUUCUGAAGUUAAUAAUGAAGACGCCACUGAAAAUAACGAUGUUUUUACCACAGUAACCGAUUCAAGUAUAAUUGAUGACGAAACUACAAUUAAUUCAAAUAUAAAUGAUGCAAAUGAUGAUAUACAAACUAAUGAUGACGGAAUAACUGAGAAUGGCAGUAAUUCAAAUACAAAUAAUGCCAAUAAUGAUGAAAAAACCGAUGCUAAUGUUGACAAUGGUGUUUUUAAUGGAGCUAAUAAUGAUAAUAACAACGAAAGCAACAAUAUUAACGAUGCUACUGAUAGUGCUAAUGGUGCAUCUAGCGCAUCCACUACUCCCGAUGGUUUUGGAGAUUCAACGACAGAUAUUGGAGAAGAAAUACUAAAAAUUAAGGAGGAAAUGAGACAGAAAACAGAGGAGUUAAGAAAACGAUUAGAAGAAGUAAGGAAGCAACAAGAAAAGCAAAAAGAAGAAGAAAGGAGACUAAAGGAAGAAGAGAAGAGACAGAAAGAAGAAGCAGAAAAACAACAAAGAGAAGAAGAGAAAAAGCGUAAGGAAGAGGAAAGAAGACAGAAAGAACUCGAGAAGAAGCAAAAAGAAGAAGAGAGAAGACAGAAGGAGCUCGAAAAGAAACAAAAAGAAGAAGAGGAGAAAAAACAGAAGGAGCUCGAGAAGAAGCAAAAACAAGAAGAAGAAAAAAGACAGAAGGAUCUCGAAAAGAAGCAGAAAGAAGAAGAAAAAAGAAGACAAAAGGAGCUCGAGCAGAAGCAAAAAGAAGAAGAAAAGAAAUUGAAAGAAGAACAAAGGAAACAGAAAGAAGAAGAGAACAGGAGAAAGCAGGAAGAGAAAAGAAUACAGAACGAGGAAAGACAGAAACAGAAACUAGAAGAACAAAAACUAAAAGAGGAAGAACGGAAAAGGAAAGAAGAAGAGAAGAAUGAUUCUGAUGAAAGUGAAGAGGAUAGUACAGAAAGCACACAAAACAAUACAGAAAAAUAUGAGAAAUGGAUGAUGAUACUCCAGAGAAAAAUCGAGCAGAAACAAAAAUAUUUAGAUUCUAUUAAGGAGAAAUAUGGAAUCGACGUACAGUGCGACUCAGAAAUUUGUAGAUUAAAUUGUGUAUUAGCUCGUAAUCAUUCAGGUUAUUGCAAUAAAGAUAAAUUGUGUGUAUGCAUAUAGGUUAGAAAUAUAUUGCGAAUUAAUUAUAUAAGCUUAAGUUAAAAAUAAAUCAUUUGUAUCUUAGUAUGUAUUGAUUUUUUUUACAUUCAUUUGUCAAAUAAAUUUACU
Messenger RNA from Diorhabda sublineata, 5034 nucleotides. RefSeq names its product dentin sialophosphoprotein-like. The transcript has 3 exons. The coding region runs from base 34 to 4926 and encodes 1630 amino acids. Lineage: Eukaryota; Metazoa; Arthropoda; Insecta; Coleoptera; Chrysomelidae. The record is from RefSeq and is a predicted model, not a curated record.